This is a messenger RNA of Parnassius apollo (apollo), 606 nucleotides long. NCBI's taxonomy places the organism in Eukaryota, Metazoa, Arthropoda, Insecta, Lepidoptera, Papilionidae. The record is from the annotation of a GenBank genome assembly.
AUGUCGAAGAAGCCGGCGGCGCAGCCCACGCUGCACAAGGUGAUCAUGGUCGGGUCCGGUGGCGUGGGCAAGUCCGCGCUCACGCUGCAGUUCAUGUACGACGAGUUUGUGGAAGACUACGAGCCUACCAAGGCAGACAGUUACCGCAAGAAGGUGGUCCUGGAUGGUGAGGAGGUCCAAAUUGAUAUUUUGGAUACAGCGGGACAGGAAGACUACGCGGCAAUUAGGGACAACUAUUUCCGAUCAGGCGAAGGGUUUCUCUGCGUCUUCUCCAUCACUGAACCCGAAAGCUUUGAUGCCACGCAAGAGUUCAGGGAACAGAUCCUGCGUGUGAAGAACGAUGAGAGCAUCCCGUUCCUGCUGGUGGGGAACAAGUCGGACCUGGGUGACAAGCGACGAGUGCCGCUGGACGCGUGUCGCGAACGAGCGCAAGCUUGGCAGGUGCCCUACGUGGAGACCUCCGCGAAAACGCGUGACAACGUGGAUAAGGCUUUCUUGACACUGAUCCGUGAGAUGUCGCAGCAGAAGAAAGGUCUUGCAGCGGCGGAGCAACCCAGCGACGAACGCAAGCAACGUUGUUCCCUGCCGUGCUGCCGCGUUAUGUAG